AUGAAACUAACCGAAUUAAUAACCCAAAAUAAAGAAGUAAAAACUAUCCUCCAAGAAUUAGAUCAAGAAUUAAAAAAUUCUUGCCAAAAAGCUGGUUGUCCACCUACUUGCCAGCAAUCACCCUCUAGUCCACAAAGAAUUUUAGCCCAACUAAAAAUCAUGGAAAACCCUAAUGACCCUAAACCCAUUCCUACUAUCCAACAAACCCAACAAUAUUUAGAUCAAGAAGGAAAACAAAAUAAUGGAGCGAUUUAUAUCGAUAAAAAUGGCUUGUGUAUUGAAUGUCGGAAUAAAGAAGAACACGUUGAUCACCCUUGCUUAAUGAAUAAGCAACAAAAGGCUGAAAUAGGCAAAUAUCCGAUCAAUAUUUAUUGCGAUACUGAUACUUUUCCUAAUUUGUUGAUUAACCUCCAAGCACCAUCUUGUCCACUUUCGGAAGAAGAAUGCCGACAAAUAAAUCAUCUCCAUUAUAUUUUGAAAGGGCAAGAAAUAGUUGUUGACAAUGAGAGUAGAAAAAUAAAAAUCGGUGAGGCGGUUAUUCUGGAAAAGCGGGGUGUUGGCGAAAAUAGUCCGGACAGCCGAGGCACGCGGGCUUUGAAAUUACUUCAUAAAUUAGUGCCAGAAUUUACGGCUGUUCAUCCUAGUACCGAUAAGAAAUUAUUUCAAGAAUUUAGUCGCUAUAAAAACCCGUCCCGUUUUGAAGUUUUUCAAGAAGGAACUUUUGAGAACGUUUAUUAUAUUGAUAUUAAAUCCUGCUACGCUAAUAUUAUGAAGGAUUAUCCUUUGCCGUGUGGUCGAUCUGAACAUCUCAAAGACCCGCAGUUAAUAGAACAAAAACUGCAAGAAGGCAAAAGCGGAUUUGUUAAAUUUUACUUGGAAAAUUAUGCACAAAUUAAAAAGAAACAAAUUCCUUUUAUUCCCACACGGGAUUAUAUGACAGAAGGAGGCGGAAUAAAAUCAGCCCUAAAAAGAAAAAAGAGAAUAUUAUUACACACUCGCUUAUUUUGGGCUUUUAAUAAACACUAUAAAAGAGGUUGUGCUAAUAAAUAUUUAAAUUAUUGCGAUGAAUUAAAAAAAGAAGAAAAGACUGAAAAAGAAGGCAAAAUUCAAUUAGCACUGUUAAGGACUUAUUACUUAUAUCGACAAUUUCCAUUGGAAAGUGUAUUAACUAUUCGGAGUGAUUGUGUGAUAGUAAAAGGAAUAGCCAAAUUGCCGCCGGAAAUAGAAAAAAAUAAUCAUUUGUAUAAGAUAAAAUUUUUUAAAAAAUUGCGGUUAAGUAAAGAGUUAGACAUUUUUGAUUGUGAAACUGGCACUUUAUUAAAAAGUCCUAAAUCGGGUUCUACUAGAAAAGACCAAGAGGAGAAACUACAGCAAGAAUAUUAA
Molecule: messenger RNA, 1383 nt
Organism: Racocetra persica
Lineage: Eukaryota; Fungi; Glomeromycota; Glomeromycetes; Diversisporales; Gigasporaceae
Source: the annotation of a GenBank genome assembly